Molecule: messenger RNA, 1097 nt
Organism: Aegilops tauschii subsp. strangulata
Lineage: Eukaryota; Viridiplantae; Streptophyta; Magnoliopsida; Poales; Poaceae
Product: ribonuclease 1
Biological process (GO): RNA catabolic process
Cellular component (GO): extracellular region
Molecular function (GO): RNA binding; ribonuclease T2 activity
Source: RefSeq, a predicted model, not a curated record
CAUCAGACCCACCCUUCUAUUUCUGCCUAUAAAUACCAAGCCACGCUGAUCACUUGGACAGCAAACGAGCAAAAAAGAGUCAUUUCUGCUUGCAAUACUUAGUAGAGGAGAUAUGGCCCAGAGGACAAUUUCAUUGUGCCUAAUCCUUGGCUUACUAGCCGCGGCAGCACCUGCCAAUGCAACCAGCUUUGAUUUCUAUUACCUCGUCCUAAUGUGGCCUGGAGCAUACUGUGUGGACAGCGAGUACGGAUGUUGCGUGCCCAAGUACGGAUACCCGGCGGAGGAUUUCUUCGUCCAGAGCUUCACGACCUUCGACUUGUCGCUGAACAAAGCCAUCGUGAGAUGCAAUAGCGACAAACCAUUCGACAUUAACAAGCUGGAGCCAAUUGAGAACAACUUGAACCACUACUGGAGCAACAUCCAUUGUCCGCGCACCGACGGGACGAGCACCUGGAAGAGCGAGUGGCGUAGCUACGGCGUCUGCUCGGGCCUCAAGGAGGUGGACUACUUCAGGGCCGCCCUCAACCUCCGCAAGAACGCCGACGUCCUCGGCGCUCUCGCCGAGCAGGGCAUCAACCCGGACUACAGGCUGUACAGCACGGAGCACAUCAAGUGGGCGGUGAACCAGAAGCUUGGAGUGAUGCCUGGGGUGCAGUGCAGGGACGGGCCGUUCGGUAAGAAGCAGCUCUACCAGAUCUACCUCUGCGUCGACAAGAACGGCGAGGCCUUCAUCGACUGUCCCAAGCUGCCUAAACUGCAGUGCCCUGAGGAGGUCCUCUUCCACCCCUUUCACACGUGGAUGCUCAACGCCACAUCGCCUGCCAAGAUCAUGUUGCCAACCGAGGCCUGAGAGCCACCCGCCCGGCCGGUGCCUCACCUGAGUACGUACUACUGUGGCCUGGAGCAUUAUAUCGUGCUUGUUGCUCCAGUGAAUAAAAAUGGAUGGUUGAAUAAAUAAAAGUGUAUACAUGGUUGGGAGUUGCGACUUGUCAUAAGAACAUGACCGUCAAAUCGCUUCUCUACUAGCUACUAUGUAUAUGCGUAUCUAUAAUAUUUGUAAUACGUAAAGUAUAUGAAUGAACAAUUUUAUUAUGUCA